AUUACGCUCUACUUUAAAGUCAAUUUUUGCGAAUUUAAUUGACUUUUCUCCAGAUUUUUUCAACAAAAAUCCCUUUAAAUGAUCUGUUGCACGUAAAAACUACAAAAAUUCACACAAAAAUUUCGGAAAAUCCGUCAAAUAUCUUUUUCUCGGGGAGAAUGAACAAAAUUAACAACAGUUAUGAGUCCAGUGAUAGUUGUUUGUCAUCCGGAUCCGACACGACAGCUCCUCGUGAAUUGAACAAAACUUUGGAGAAAUUAAACUCCGGCAAGGCAACUGUCAAUGAAUUGCUGAUACCCGCGACAAUGGAUGAAAAUUUACCUCUUGACGACGAAAAUGAGGAAAUUGUUCGAAGCAGCGCGAGUCCCGAAGACGACGGAAGUCACGUUUCGCCCUUUAAAUCGCUCAAAAUUCAUCCGGAAAUGGCAAGUCCCGAAAUCGAAAAUCAAGAUGUCAAAAUUCGGGAAUAUCUGAACGCGCGUACAAGUGCAAUCAAGUGCGACGUUGUCAAUGAAGAGACCAUCGCUGAACCAACUGUCGUGCCAAGCUUCAGCGGAAACACAUCCGAACUGAGUUUUCAAGGAAAAAUCGCGGAUUUGUCAAUUUUUGGACCAAAAUCUCCCGAAGACCUGUUCGAUGACUUUGACGAUGAGGAUUUCGGCGCCGAAUGUGAGAAAUCUGACACUUCUGCAAACACGAGUGGCUUAACGACAACAUCUGGCACCGAAAAUGACGACGAUCCAUUCCGAAAAAUACUCACGAACGAGUCAAGACUGCUGAAACGCAUGCAACGCUCGUUGCAAGGCGUUCUACCGCCGCCCUCCGUAACAACUUCGUCCAAAAUUACGAUCUCAGAGCUGCUCGAAAGGUAUCACGCCAACUCAAAAUUGACGGAAUGCGAAAAAAUCGAUCACGAAACGAGUCUUUUUCAACCAAAUUGCGAUUUUGAUGAAAUUUCGAAAGCUGAAUGGCCCGAAUCCCGUAAAAUUCGCAGUUUAGGAGUUUGUUACAAUUUGUCCCGGAACACGGAAAAAAUUGAAAUGAUUGCGUUGGAUCUCGUUUCGCGUUAUGUGGGUUGCGAGACAAUUUCCAGCUACACGACGACCGUAAAAUCGCCUCAAAGUACGAAAAAACGCGCGAUGCGAUCGAAAGCUGUGAUGCAAUCGCCCGGAAGACGUUUGAGCCAUCUCGCGAGACGUCGAGCAAUUUUCUCGUCGGCAAAUUUGAAGCAAGGUGUGGGAGUUGCUACAGCUGCAAAUCGACAAAUUGUACUGAAUCCCAAGGGAAGAGAUCAAAAAAAGUUAUUUUUGGGCGGAAUAAAGGUUGGAAGGACUCCAAAUAAGCGAAAAAAUGGCACGCCAAGUAAACGAAAGACUCCGCGUUCGAGCAAGAAGAAGCGCGAAGUGAUUGUGAUCAAAAGUACUAUCACGCGGGAACAAUCCAAGCGUGCUUUGUUUCAAAGUCCCGCUCUAACGACCACAGAACCGCCCAAACCGACAGUUUCUGAAGAUGUCGCCAAACGAGUUGAAAAGUCAAAACGCGCGCUUUUCUCUCCGGCGAAGAAAUUGGAUCGAAGUGCCUCAUUUAACGGGAAUUCCUUACGUUUGGCGGCUCUUUCGAGCGAUUCAGGACGUUACAAGUCAAUGAACAACUUGGAUCAGGUGCUCGGAGGCAAGCGAAAACGUGUCGAUGAUGAAAAUUCGACAGAAAAUUGGUCAAAAAUCCCUCGACUCUUGAAUUCGUCGAAUGCCGAGAACGAAUGUCCUUCAAGUUCUUCCUCGCGAAUCGUUAAAAGUCAAAGUUUUCAUGUCGCAAGUCAACUAUCGCACUCCCGCUCCUCACUUUAUCGCUCCCAAACGGACAUCAGCGACACGAAAAAGCUCUCGGAGCAUCACAAACAGAAACUUCUAUGGGCCGUCGCUACAGCGCUCAAAAACAAAAGCAUCAUCAGCUCGCAUCCGGACUACAAGAAACACGCGUCGAACCUCACGCGCAUCGUAAAAACCCUUUUCCUGCAACUCAGCGACGCCGAUCCUCAAAUCGCGAGUAUUUCCAGCACGAGCGAGAAACUCAAACGCAUCGCCAACAAUCACGUCUUUUCCGUCAUCAAGGGCAUCUCGUACGACAUCAUUAUCGCAAAGGAACGCGAACGCAUCGAAAAUUUGCGGCAAUUCAAAAAACUCGAAGGAUAUGUGGCGCCUGACGAGUACAAAGCGGCGCAAAAUUUCAAUCGACGACAUUCGACGCAAAUUGAUUCCGUUGAAUCGUCGAUUUUUAGUCAGUCUUUUAGUCAAAUUAGCACGACGACGGGAAAUCUGAGUCAAAUGUCGAGUUUGAGUCAAAUUCAGGCGGAAUUGGCGGAAAAUGUUGGAAAGACGAGUUCCUCGAAGAAAAAUGGCGACAAUUUUGCACUGAAGGAGAAUCAAAGGUCGACGCAAAAGAGUCAAACGAAGCAAAAAAUUCAAGCUGCUGGCACAGGAAAUGUACUCAAAGCAAAGCGACAAAUUUCAUUCGAUAAUUGAGGAUUGUAGAUAGGAUUUUUUUUUAUUUUUGCAAAAAAAAAAACUGAAAUAGCGGGUGAUUUCUUUUAGUUCUUAAUUUAACAAAUUUUUAAUUUUAUUUUUUUUUCUUCUUGAAAGAUGUCUCUAAAAAAAUUUAGUCACUUUUCAUAAUUUUUAGUAAAUUUGAAAUUAUAUUAAAAAAAUAUUAAUAACAAAAAAAAUGUAAAAUAUUUCUUGAAAUUAUAAAUAAAUAAUGUGUGA
Molecule: messenger RNA, 2762 nt
Organism: Culicoides brevitarsis
Lineage: Eukaryota; Metazoa; Arthropoda; Insecta; Diptera; Ceratopogonidae
Gene: mi
Exons: 3
Coding region: 159-2522 (787 amino acids)
Source: RefSeq, a predicted model, not a curated record